AGCAGCUCCCGCGCCCCCCCUCCCCCCGCCCCGAGGUCUGGUCCAGUCGCCCGCGCGGAACCAGCUCCCGGAGCUUCCCGGGUGGCGGGCGAGGGGCCAGCGGGCUUAGGCGAGCCAGAGGAGGCGCAGGCCCGGCCCGGGCGCUGCAGGUCUGUGAGGCUGGUGUUCCCAGCAUUCUGCUAGGCUACAAAAAGAGGAGAAACUUGUUCAGAUCCCUGCAGGACAGGAAAAGGAAGGGACACUCAGCAUGGAAAAACUCUGCAGUGAAAAUGAAGGAAAGCCUGAGAACCAAGGCAAGAUGGAAAACAAAGGACAGCCACCGGAUGCGAGAAAGCCGGGAGUAGCUUGUACUGUGGAAGACAAGGAAAAGUUAGAAAACAAGGGAAGGAUAGAUCUCAAGGGAAAGACAGAAGAUGAGGAAGUACUAAAGGAUAAAGAAAAGCCAGACAGUGAGGCAAAGCCAAAAGAAGGAAAGCCAGUGAGUGAGGGAAAACCAAAAGAAGGAAAACCAGAGAGUGAGGGAAAGCCAGUGAGCGAGGGAAAGCCAAAAGAAGAAAAGCCAGCCAGCGAACCAAGGGCUGCAGGAAAGCGCCCAGCUGGGGAUGAUGUACCCAGGAAGGCCAAAAGAAAAACCAACAAGGGGCUGGCUCAGUGUCUCAAGGAAUACAAGGAGGCCAUACACGAUAUGCAUUUGAGCAAUGAAGAGAUGAUAAGAGAAUUUGACGAGAUGGCCAGGGUGGAGGAUGAGGUGAAGAAAACCAGACAGAAAUUGGGGGGGUUUAUGUGGAUGCAAAAAAGUUUACAGGACCCCUUCCACCCGAGGGGCCCAAGGGAACUCAGGGGUGGCUGCAGGGCCCCACAAAGGGGCUUUGAAGACAUUCCUUUUGUGUAAUGCCCCUGGCAGGCGUUUACCAGGCCCUGUGCUUUAAAGUUUUGCAAAUACUUUGCUUUAGGCGUCAUUCUUGUUAUCAACAACUUUUUGAUCCAGCUAGAGCACUCUGUCAGUAGGGGAUUUUUACCCA
This is a messenger RNA of Lagenorhynchus albirostris (white-beaked dolphin), 1022 nucleotides long. It is a transcript of the gene TCEAL2, whose product is annotated as transcription elongation factor A like 2. Bases 248 to 892 code for a protein of 214 amino acids. The transcript is spliced from 3 exons. Lineage: Eukaryota; Metazoa; Chordata; Mammalia; Artiodactyla; Delphinidae. The record is from RefSeq and is a predicted model, not a curated record.